AUGGGCCGAGAUUGGCUUUUUACAGAAGAACAACUUGUAAAUACACCAUCUAGAAAAGAUGGAGUAGAUGGAGCUGAAGAAGGCAAAUUACGCAGAGAAGGAGUCAAACUUAUUGUGGAGAUUGGCGGUGGUUUAAAAUUACAGCCAAAUCCAACGUUGGCAACAGCAGCUGUAUAUUUUCAUCGUUUUUAUAUGUUUCAUUCCUUCAAAGAAUUCCAGAAACAUCUGACAGCUCUGGGUUGUUUAUUUUUGGCUGGCAAGGUCGAGGAAACGCCAAAAAAGUGUAAAGAUAUUGUGCUGAUUGCGAAAGAAAAAUAUCCAGAUCUGUAUAAUAUGAAAAAUGCAAUUGAGGAAGUAAUGGGUAUUGAGCGCGUUCUACUGCAAACCAUCAAAUUCGAUCUUCACGUUGAUCAUCCAUAUACAUUUCUUCUGCAGUACCAAAAAGUGUUUAAACUAGAUCGGGAGAAGAAGCAAAUGAUUCUACAGAAUGCUUGGACAUUUGUCAAUGAUUCAAUAUCAACAACUUUGUGUCUUGUAUGGGAACCGGAAGUAAUUGCUAUUUCCCUGAUUUAUAUGGCUUUGAAAAUGACGAAAUUAGAUAACUGUGAUUGGGUUGAUCGACAACCUGGAGAGCAAUGGUGGGAUCAAUUUGUUGCGAAUUUGACGUCCGACAUGAUGGAGGAUGUUUGUCACAAAGUGCUCGAUUACUACACUAUCACAAGGACGGAAAGUCGAUAA
Molecule: messenger RNA, 738 nt
Organism: Thelazia callipaeda (thelaziosis nematode)
Lineage: Eukaryota; Metazoa; Nematoda; Chromadorea; Rhabditida; Thelaziidae
Source: the annotation of a GenBank genome assembly